This is a messenger RNA of Radiomyces spectabilis, 3163 nucleotides long. RefSeq lists its product as uncharacterized. The record is from RefSeq and is a predicted model, not a curated record. Lineage: Eukaryota; Fungi; Mucoromycota; Mucoromycetes; Mucorales; Radiomycetaceae. Gene Ontology annotation, cellular component: Golgi to plasma membrane transport vesicle; cell tip. Gene Ontology annotation, biological process: exocytosis. The coding region runs from base 488 to 2713 and encodes 741 amino acids. The transcript is spliced from 2 exons. Gene Ontology annotation, molecular function: guanyl-nucleotide exchange factor activity.
CGUCCGACAAAAAAGAAGAAAACCUGAUCGCAUACCUGUGCAUAUACCGGUGCCUUUAUCUGACGUAUACAUCACGUUGCUUUAAUCUAGCAGUCGAUAAUUUCUGCAAUUCUUCACAUAAAUCCUCGAUGAUUUAUUGACGAAAAGGAGAACACAAUCCUAUUUCCUUUUCAUUAUAUGAACCUUUUCUGAUCCUUUUUUUUUCUUUUUUCGUCUGUGCUCCCCCACUACCCAAAGCGCGCGUUACUUUUGUCUUUCUUUCAUUUUUUUUUCGCGCUAAGCCUACCUACUUGUUUUCAUACAGGUCCCAUCUUGCAGUUUCAAAGGGCGGCAACUACUUUGCUUCACCCUUGCCUCCUCCCUCUUCCUUUUUUUUUAUACACAUCUACAUUUUUCUCCACUUUUUAAAAGUAACCAUAGUCUGAAACCUGUUUCUGUGUCUCCUCCUUUACAGCAAGCAUUCAUUUUGUUGCGGAUAAAUUAUACCAUGGACAUGGCUCAUGACGACGAUAAUGUUUCCAUUAUGUCCCCUCCUUCGCACAGGGAGGAACUACUGGACGAAAUUCAGUUUGGUGCUGAAGAAUUCUCAGAAGAAGACGUGCUGCCAUUUCUACUUCAAGCUCAAGAUAUUAUAGCUAAACUUGAAUCAAGAGUGAUAGAAUUAGAAACUGAUUUAUCUGCCAUUCAUCGAAAGUAUGAACAUGAUCGGCACGAUUGGUUAGUGGGACUUUCACAGAAAGACCAGUAUAUCCACCACUUGUCCAGCAAACUCCAGCGGCUGGAGUUCAACAGCAAAGAAAGCAUCGUCCUUUUGUCGGAUAUGGUUUCAGAAGAAUCCGCCUCUGAACUCAGCGAACAAACCGUCACCAAUCUUACCUUGUGCUUAAAUUAUCUGCGACAAGCGCAACAAGCGGCCACACCAGCCGUGGACCCGCCCACCGCCUAUCACGAUGAAGCAGAGGAUUUGGAAGAAGGCGAACUGGAACGCCGUCAAGCCGCUGCCAAUGAAUGGCGACGACGACAGGAAGCCGCGGCCGCGGCCGGGGACACAACCGCCCACGAUUUUAAUGCAACCACCUCCGAGAACUGGUUGCAGCAUAUUCAUCCUGUCGAUCUUAUGGACGGUUUAGAUCCUUCCCAUGACAGUAUCGACGGCUCCGAUACCUCACGACCCACAAUAGCUGAUAACGAUUCUGUACAACAAACCAGCGGGGUCUUUUCUACCACCACCUCGGUUUCUUCCAUGACACGUAUUCCCUCUACGGAGGAGGAUCAUACCAUACCUACCCCUCACCCUGCCCCUCGUACAAGUUAUGUCCCCCACGCCAUUUCGGCUCUCGCAGAUACCACUUUUUGUGCCAACUGUCGACAAUUGUUAACCCAGCUUGAUCAACAAAUUGAGCAGAAAGCAUACCUGAAACGUGAUUUAGCUUCCCUGGCAUCCGCUUUAGCCGAAGAAGAACAACUCCGAGUCGUGGUGGAACAAGCCAAGGAAGCCGUGGAAGAGGACGUGGAAGAAAUUACCAGUUCGUUAUUCACUGCUUUGAACCAAAUACUGAUGGACGAAGUCACCGAUCGUGACGGACUGGUGCGCAUGAAUCGGGAUACCGAUGGCAAGUUCGCCGGAGUGCUUCAAGCGUGGGAUGUUCGAGAAAAACGAUUAAAACAAAUGAAAGAAUUACUUGUGGAACUGGAUUCCGUUACUCACCAAGGCAACAGUUACGCUUCCCGAAUCCCGCAAGAAGACGAACUCACCAGUUCCAUCUCCAGAAUGAGUUUCCACGGUCGUCACUCAUCGGGCUCUUUUAGAUUUUCGGGUCUUAGCCAAACUCUCGUCCCACUGAACGCUGAAGAAGCGAUCCAAGGUUUAUCGAACAAGACUGUUCGAAUCGAUGGCUUGAUUUUUGAUGAAUUCCAGAAACACCUGAAAAUGUUGAGCUCGGCUUCUCACGUUGUCAUGCCUUCGACUCCGUUUAUGAAACGCGUCAUGACCGAAGAUAUUGAUCCCUGUUUAUUCCAAAAUGCCGGCUCGUCGUGGUGGAAAUCGCCGUGGUUCAAACGAAAACUGAUUGACGCCAUUGCGAAAAACAAGUGUGAAAUUCAGACGUGGUCGGGUGCAUCCAUGUCCACGUUUUCUUCCUCCUCAGCCUCGUCCACGUCUACUUCGCCUUGUGCGAGUCACAUCAGUAUGGCGUCUUCGGCUCCCGGAACUCCCAUUGUGAACCAACCACCUCCCAUGCCCCCUAAGAGCAAGUGUACUUGCUGUGGAUUGCUGCGUGUUUGCGAAUUCCGUAUGCGUUUGCAUUCUACUCAACCGCCGACGUCCAAUGCAACCACCAUGAAACAGCAACCAUGGCUUCCCAUUGACCGGUUCUGUCGCGAUCGAUUGGUGGCCGUGUGUGAUUUCUACAGCUUUAUUUCCCACUUGCGUCAAGGAUUAAUGCAAAGCACACCGCCUAUGGCCAUGUUCAAGCAAUGUCUCCACUUCCGCCGUCGGAUGGCUUUGGCCAAAGUUGGUAGUAUGGCCCUGUUUGAUGAAGAUCCACGCAACAUAUAUUAUCAAAAGAGCUCUUCCAAACGACGAUCUCGAUCUUCCAAACGUGAAAGUAUUGUACUCGACCAUUCCGGCAGUGGGAGUGACACCGGAAGCAUUGUCAGCGUAAGCGAUAUUCAAGGCAUCGAUGGCACCAGCCAAAUUGUGAUUGUUCACUAGUGCAAUGAUGCCCUUUUUUUGACUUUGCUUUUCAUGUUGCAGCAUUGAAUAUCCUUUGCUUUCUCAUUGGUUGCCUUUUUGUCAACCACCUAUACAUAUAUAUUUUUUUAUAUAUACCCUUUAUUCUCUUGUUUUCAAAGCUGUAUAUCCUUCCCCUGUCAUGAUAUCCGUUUCACUAAAUGUAUACUGUCGUUCCUUUUUGAAACACCUGUCCUUGUUUGCUUUUUGGUUCAUCUUGAAAGUCAUUCGCCCAAUGAUGAGGGGAAAUAGCCGCUUGGCACCAAUGAAAAGAAACUUGAAGCGAAGACAGUGGUACUGUAAAGCGUUAAUCGCUUAUUUUUAAAUGAGUUGGCGCGGCAGAUACAGAGUGAUAAGCGGAGAGCAAUACGUCCUAUCUUAUUUAAACCCACACCCUUAUCUUAUACAGCAUGCAGCGGCCCCAAAUAUAAG